CUUCUCCUUUCGAUAUAAAUGUCCUUACUCUUCUUUUACUGCAAUUUAUCUAUGCUCUGACAUCACUUGUGUGAUGAGUUCAAUCCUGCUUACAUGCGCACUCUAAAUUAGUCACUUUUAGGUUUUAAUUUAUUCACAUUUUCCGCAUCGCCGAUCACUUGAGUCUAUAGGCUACCCCUCCUAUCCGCUUCUCUACAAGGUCUACUUUCUUCUUCCUUCAGACUAGGCCAAGCCAUUGGGUUGUUUAAGUAGGUUGGGCUAGGUUUGGCUUUUGGAGUUAUCUCCAAGAAGGGUCGUCGCUCCCUUCAUACGCCUUGUUGCUUCAUCUAAGUAGGUUAUGACUUCGUCACCUUCCAAGUGUUGCCCAGCACAUCGCGAUUCGGGUGUCUAAGUGAGCAUUCCGGGUUGGGGUGUGUCAUUCAGCCUCAACCAAUUUCUCUCCAUUAUUUCAUUGGUUGUUUUCACCUCUCCCAGACCCUGCGUAAAGCGGGAGCCUUGUGCACUGGGUACGACGAUUUCAUUGGUUGUUUUCGGUUUAAAUUAAUCCCACUAGUAAAAAAUUCCUGUAGUCUUACCUAAGCCUGACAAUUUUUGACACAACUCGUUAACUCGACACGAAACGACACAAAAUUAACAGGUUUUUUGGUCGCCACGAUAACGAAUCGGGUAGUUAUCGGGUAACCUGAUAAGCAUCUGUUAAGAUAACAAGUCGGUCCAAGUAUACACGUGGGUAACCCGUUACACGAUAAAACAAAUAUAAAUUUAAUAAUUUUAGGGGUGUGUUAUCCAUACACUUUUUUUUACUUCAUACACAUUUUUUUAAUUUGCGAUUGUCGUAUUAAUUGAAUUAAAGAAAAUCAAAGGACAUAAAUUGUGAAUUAAUUAAACAAGAUCAAAGACAUGUCGCUGUAUUGGUAGUCAAGUUUUGUCUUUUCACUCUGGUCUUUGGCGGUUUCAGCUCUUUCUUGGUUAUUUCCUCAUUGACGUUAAGGUGGAAAUUGUUUUGGCACCACAUGCAACUGUUGUUGAGAUUUGAGUAAUUUUCCAUAAAUGGAUACUUGGAUUUCGAAGGGAGCAAGAAGAGCAGAGAAGGAAAUAGCUAGAGAGAGAGAGAGAGAGAGGAAUAUUCACAACUGCAACAUUCUAACCGUCGCAGAAUGAUUAUGGCACAUGGCAGUUACAAGGCAUGUGAGCCAUUGAAAACGAAAACUGAUCUAAGACCCUACACUUGGCAUAUGAGCUCAAGCUAUCUCAAUAGAAAUCAGUUACACAAAGGGACAAAUAGAAAAUCUACUAGGUAAAUCAUUUACUAACAAGAAAUUAGUAAGCAAUUUACUUUUCAACAACUGUUAAAUAUCCAGAUUUGAUAAACUUGGGUAAAUCAAGAUUCGAGAUCUAAGCAGUGAGGUCAGAGACAAUUAAUUAAAAUUGGUGCAAUUUUAAACAGAUGCUCUAGUUCUCAAUCAUCAAAUAUUUAAUCUUUUAUUUACUUGCGCACUUUGACAAAAACGAAAACAACAAUAAACCUCUCUUCGUAGUCUGUUAUAAUUUAACUUUGCUUCAUUAAGUUCUUGCAGAUCGUGUGGAGUCACUUUCCAAUGGCGUUGAGCACCCACAGGGCCUCUGCAUCUCUUCUUUCAUCUGAAUCACCUCCUCGAUGGAAGUACGAUGUAUUUUUGAGCUUCAGGGGUGCAGACACCCGCAAGGGUUUUGUCUCCCAUUUAUACCACGAAUUGCAACGACAUGGGAUUACAACUUUCUUUGAUGACCGAGAGCUUGAAGGAGGAGCAAGUAUUCCUCUGGGGCUCCCAUGUGCGAUUAAAGAAUCACAUACUGCAGUCGUUGUUCUCUCGCCAAACUAUGCAUCUUCCAAAUGGUGCUUGGAUGAACUUACAAAUAUUGUUCAAUGCAUGAAAGCCACCAACUCAAUUCUCCCAGUCUUUUAUGGUGUGAACCCCUCUGACGUAGGAAAUCAAAGGGGGUCUUUUGCCGAAGCCUUUGCUGAGCAUGACAAAAAGUUAAUUAGUACUGAAGACAAAACGAAGGUGACCCAGUGGAAAGCUGAUCUAAAACUAGUGUCCAAACUUUAUGGGUGGCAUUUGAGGAACUUUAAGUGUGAAAGAGAGCUGAUUGAAGACAUCGUUAAAUGUGUGUGGAGGAAAGUGCAAGCUCCAUUCACGAUAUCAGAUUGCUCUCAGAGGUUAGUCGGAACUGACUCUGCACUUGAGCAACUGAGUUUGCUAUUAGCUCAUGAUGCAAAUGAGGUUCGCUUUAUUGGGAUAACAGGGAUGGGUGGCCUAGGCAAGACAACCCUUGCUAAGCUAACUUUUGAUAACCUUUUCCAUCAUUUUGAAGUUCACUGUUUUCUUGCCAAUGUUAGAGAGGUUUGUGCAAGAGAUCAUACUCUAGUUGGUCUUCAAAAGAAACUUCUUUUCCCGAUCUUAAGGGAAAAGAUUGCAGAAAUUUGGGAUGAAGGGUGCGGAAGCAUUUUCACUAAGAAGUGCUUGUGCAAUAAGAAGGUUCUUCUUGUACUUGAUGAUGUGGAUCAAUUAAACCAACUAGAAGUACUAGCUGGAAAUCGAGGUUGGUUUGGUAUGGGAAGUAGAAUUAUUAUUACAACUAGGAAUGAACGUUUGCUAGUCCAACAUGGUAUAUCAACAUUAUAUAAGAUGCAGGGAUUGAAUUAUGGUGAAGCUCUUGAGCUCUUUAGUCUCAAUGCCUUCAGAAAAGAACAACCCGAGGAAGAUUUUUGGGAACUCUCUGAGCAUUUCCUAAAAUAUGCCAAAGGCCUUCCAUUAGCUCUUAAAACGUUGGGUUCUUUUUUGUACACGAGGGGUCAAGAUUCAUGGAAGAGUGAGUUGGAUAAUCUUCAUAAAAUUACUAAGCCAACAAUUUUCAAUUCACUCAAAAUCAGUUAUGACGGACUAGAGGAGAUGGAGAAGAGAAUUUUUCUCGAUGUUGCUUGUUUCCACAAAGGGAAGUGCAUCACGGAAGUAAUACGAAUACUAGAUAGUUCUUUUGGAAUUUCUAGUUGUAUUAUGUUAUAUAUGCUAAUUGAGAGAUCCCUCGUAGACAAGGAUUACAAAAACAGGAUAGGGAUGCAUGAUUUGAUACAAGAAAUGGCGUGGACAAUUGUUGGUCAAGAGUCUGAAGAUCAUGGUCUACGCAGUAGGUUGUGGCAUCCCAAUGACAUUUUUCAUGUUUUCAUGAGUAAUACGGGGACAAGAGCAAUUGAAGCCAUAUCCUUACGCUUGCCCCAGCCCAAAAUAGAAGAAGUACGCCAGUGGAAUUGUGAAACCUUCUCUAAGAUGCAUGGACUAAGGUUUCUGGAAUUUGAUAAUUUGAUCAUUUCAUCAUGCCCCAAGUUUCUUCCAUGUUCCUUGAGAGUUAUGCAUUGGAGUUGGUAUCCUUCCAAAUUUCUUCCAACAAGCUUUCACCCGUGUUUUCUUACUGAGCUUAAGAUGCCUAGUAGCAAAAUCGUUCGGCUUUGGGAGGGAAAAAAGGAUUUGCCCAACUUGAAAUAUAUUGAUCUUACCUUCUCCUAUAAAUUGAUGAGCACCCCAGAUUUCAGUGGUCUUCCAAAUCUUGAGAAGUUGUAUCUUUGGGGUUGUAAGAAUUUAGUUGAGAUACACCCGUCUAUUGCAGUCCUUAAGAGACUCAAAGUUUUGUGUCUUCAUGGCUGUGAAAGGAUUAAGAGACUCCCAAGUAAGGUAGAAAUUGAUUCUCUUGAAUCUUUCGAUCUUUCUUACUGCUCAAAUGUGAAAAAGAUUCCAGAUUUUGGGGAGCAGAUGAAGAAUUUGUCCCAACUUUAUGUAGUUGGGACUGCAAUUGAGACAAUACCUUCAUCAAUUGAACAUUUGGUAGGCCUUACUGAAUUGGACCUAAGGAGUUGCAAAAAUCUCUUGAAUCUUCCAAGUUCGAUUUGUAAUUUGAAGUCUCUUAGGUGUCUCAAUGUGAAUAGAUGCUCAAAACUUGACCAAUUCCCUGGGGACAUGGAGUACUUAAAGACACUUUAUUUAGGAAUCACCAUGAGAGAGCCACUUGUUGGUAUGAAAAACCUCGAAUAUCUAGAAGUUGACGGUGCAGAAUCGAAUGCUAGAUCAAGGGAAGGGUGGGGCCUUCUUCGCUUAUUAGGACUUGGAAAGAGUCGUCCUGAUCCUGCUUGUUGGGGUUUGUUGUUGUCUUCUCUAAGUGGUUUAUGCUCUUUGAUAGAAUUGGACCUAAGAGACUGUAAUCUCUGUGAGGGAGAUAUCCCCGAUGAUAUUGACUGCUUGUCCGUUUUGAAAAAAUUGUACAUCAGUGGAAACAAUUUCGUCAGCCUUCCCGAAAGCAUUAGAGGUCUUUCUAAGCUUCAGCGUCUUAGGUUGGAGAGGUGCAAAAGCCUUCAAGUAUUGCCACAUCUUCCAUCAAAUAUCAAAUUACAUGUAGAUGCAGACAACUGUACUUCCUUAAAAAGGUUGUGUGAUCCAUCCAAGUUGAGCAGCUGUUUCGCCAAUUUGUAUGAUUUUACUUUCAGUUCUGUGAAUUGCAUUACAUUGGUUCAAGAUGAAGGCUGGAUUAAUACAAUCCUUUCAAGGAUUCUUAAAUUUGCCGCUGAGGGACCCUGUCCAAGGUAUGGCACACAGAUUGUAAGCCCUGGAAGUGAAAUUCCAGAGUGGUUCAGCAAUCAAAGUGUGGGGCAUUCAGUAAAUGUGGAGCUACCACCACCAUCAUGCAACAACUGGCUGGGGAUUGCGUUUUGUGUUGUUUUUGAAGAUCCUAAGCAAAACUUGGCAAAUUCAGCUGCCCUUAUUUGUCCUUAUACUCUUCGCCAAUAUGAUGAAUUCCAGAUCGGAGUUUUACCCUGUUUUCCCAAUGUCACGAGUCGGCGCUGUAAAGUAGGGAGUCUUGUGUCGGAACACCUUUGGGUAUUUUAUUUGCCUUCUAAACUAUGUCAAGCUGAGCAGAUUUCAUUCACAACGUUUUAUGAUUAUGAACGCGAACCAGGCUUAAAUGUAGUGAAGAAGUGUGGGGCCUGUUUGGUGUACGAGCAAGAUUUGGAAGAGCUCACCCAAACACUAAAAAUUUUGAAGCGAACACAUGAAUAUUGUGACGAGGCGGCUCCGAGUGGACUUGAAAGUGGUAGCUUUGACCGCAUAGAACAAAUCCACAAAAGGCAGAAGGAAGGCUAAUUGUUAGUAAGUCAUCAUCUUUAUCCCAGUUGUACCUGCAUAAUAGCAGACGUUCAGUUCAUUUUUCUGAGCUUCUUUCAAUGUAAGACUAUCGCUUUAUCUCAGUUGGUUGGCCAUGCGGGCACCAUAAACUUACGAAUGUAAGACUAUUGAUUUAUCUCAUACUGGCCGUUGAUGA
Malus domestica (apple) is the source of this 5349-nucleotide messenger RNA. NCBI's taxonomy places the organism in Eukaryota, Viridiplantae, Streptophyta, Magnoliopsida, Rosales, Rosaceae. The record is from RefSeq and is a predicted model, not a curated record.